Molecule: messenger RNA, 486 nt
Organism: Wyeomyia smithii (pitcher-plant mosquito)
Lineage: Eukaryota; Metazoa; Arthropoda; Insecta; Diptera; Culicidae
Product: cuticle protein CP14.6-like
Exons: 2
Coding region: 39-338 (99 amino acids)
Cellular component (GO): chitin-based extracellular matrix
Molecular function (GO): structural constituent of chitin-based larval cuticle
Source: RefSeq, a predicted model, not a curated record
UACUACUUUUCAUUGGUCGGGCAAAGGAAGAUCUCGGAAUGGCCAAUUUUCUCGCUUUCUACCUGCUGCUAUUGGCCGUAGUUCUGAGUCGAGCAGUACCAGCACCGCCGGAUGCAAGCGCUACCAUUGUGAAACAGGAGCAGGAGGUGAAUCCGGACGGGACGUUCAGCUAUGCGUUCGAGACGAGCAACGGAAUCAAAGCGAGCGCUUCAAGUUCGGAUGGGUCCAAAAUAACGGGCGAGUAUUCGUACACUGGUCCCGAUGGAGUGCUGUACAUGGUGCGGUACGUGGCAGACGAAACAGGAUUCCAUCCGGAAGGAGCCCAUAUUCCCAAAUGAUGAUUGCUCCCCACACCGGAGAUAGAGAGAAAGAGAAAGACAAUGCAAUUCGGCAGUGAGUUUAGACCGAAUUGCAACGUCCAUUGUGUACAGGAAGUUGUGGAACAGAAAUGUUGGAACAAUAAAACCGAACGCCAGUAUUUCUAAA